AUGUUUUCAACUGCACGUUCAGAUACAUUAUUUUUAGGAGCUCAAAAGAUAAGUGGAGACGAUGUUCGUACUCAAACUGUACUCGCGGCCCAAACCGUCGCCAACGUCGUCAAGUCUUCGUUGGGACCAGUCGGAUUAGAUAAAAUGUUAGUUGAUGAUAUUGGUGAUGUUACUGUUACUAAUGAUGGGGCUACUAUUUUAUCGUUAUUGGACGUACAGCACCCUGCAGGUAAAAUAUUAGUUGAGUUAGCUCAACAGCAAGACCGUGAAGUAGGUGAUGGUACUACAAGUGUUGUUAUUAUUGCUGCUGAAUUGUUAAAACGUGCACAUGAAUUGGUGAGACAUGGUAUUCACCCAACUACAAUUAUAAGUGGGUAUAGAUUGGCUUUAAGAGAAUCUAUUAGAUAUAUCAACCAAGUAUUGUCACAAAAUGUUGAUCAAUUGGGGACAGAAACUUUGAUCAACAUUGCUAAAACGUCAAUGAGUUCUAAAAUUAUUGGUUCUGAUUCUGAUUUUUUUGGUAAAAUGGUAGUGGAUGCCAUGUUGGCUGUGAAGACUACUAACGGCAAGGGUGAAACCAAGUACCCUGUCAAGGCAGUUAAUAUAUUGAAAGCCCAUGGCAAAUCAGCAUUGGAAUCUGUUUUAGUUGAUGGCUAUGCUUUGAAUUGUACUGUUGCAUCACAAGCAAUGGUAAAGUCAAUUAAAAAUGCAAAGAUUGCUUGUUUAGAUAUUAAUUUACAAAAGGCAAGAAUGGCCAUGGGAGUACAAAUAAAUAUAGAUGAUCCUGACCAAUUAGAAGAAAUCAGAAAAAGGGAAUAUGGUAUAAUCAUUGAAAGAAUCCAAAAGAUUUUGGCCAGUGGUGCUAAUGUUAUUUUGACCACAAAAGGUAUUGAUGACUUGUGUUUGAAAGAAUUUGUUGAAAAUGGUUGUAUGGCCGUUAGACGUUGUAAAAAAGAGGAUUUGAGAAGAAUUGCUCGUGCUACUGGCGCCAUUUUGGUAUCCUCUUUGUCGAACUUGGAAGGUGAUGAGACUUUUGAAACUUCUAAUUUGGGAUCUGCAGAAGAAGUUGUUCAAACCAGAAUCAGUGAUGAUGAAUGUAUUUUAAUUAAGGGUACAAAGCAACACACUUCCAGCUCCAUAAUAUUGCGUGGUCCAAACGAUUUCUCCUUGGAUGAAAUGCAAAGAUCAUUACACGAUUCACUUUCUGUUGUGAAACGUACUUUAGAAAGUGGACAUGUUGUGCCAGGAGGUGGUGCUGUUGAAGCUGCAUUAAACAUUUAUUUGGAAAAUUUUGCAACAACCGUUGGUUCACGUGAACAAUUGGCCAUUGCUGAGUUUGCAAAUGCUUUAUUGGUUAUUCCAAAGACUUUGGCUCUGAAUGCUGCCAAAGAUGCUAGUGACUUGGUUGCUAAAUUGAGAACAUACCAUGCUGCUGCACAAAUUGCCAAGCCUGACGAUGAAAAGCGUAGAAAAUACAAGAACUAUGGGUUGGACUUAAUUAAUGGUAAGAUUGUCAACGAAGCAACUAACGGUGUAUUGGAACCAACAGUUUCCAAAAUCAAGUCAUUGAAGUCUGCCUUAGAAGCAUGUGUUUCAAUUUUAAGAAUUGACACUAUUAUAGAAGUUCAUCCUGAACCUCCAAAAGAAGAUCCUCACGCUCAUUAA
This is a messenger RNA of Candida dubliniensis CD36, 1665 nucleotides long. RefSeq names its product chaperonin-containing T-complex alpha subunit (gene TCP1). Gene Ontology annotation, molecular function: ATP-dependent protein folding chaperone; ATP binding; ATP hydrolysis activity. Bases 1 to 1665 code for a protein of 554 amino acids. Gene Ontology annotation, cellular component: chaperonin-containing T-complex. NCBI's taxonomy places the organism in Eukaryota, Fungi, Ascomycota, Pichiomycetes, Serinales, Debaryomycetaceae. Gene Ontology annotation, biological process: protein folding. The record is from RefSeq and is a predicted model, not a curated record. The transcript has a single exon.